AUGUCCCUCACCAAAGACGAAUUCUUCCAAACCUGGCUCGCAGCCAAAGAAUCCCAAGAACCACACAUCAUCGAAACGGCCAGGACGCGCUACCAACACACCGAAGCACCGAACUACACAACCGUCCCCGAAUCCAAUGAUCCAGAUGCGAAGGCCUUCGAAGCGCAUUUCGAAAAUUUUCUCCAGAAUCCCGAUGUAGCGAGCCAGCAGGUCUCAACUUUCGCGAGUGGUCGGGUGUGGCGUUCUAGGGUAUUGGAUCUCUUCGUCCCGCCGCAGUUCGCGCUCUGGUUUCGUGUGGGCGUCAAUGGGAAAGUCUUCAACUCGACCAGGGACACGAAUACUUUCAGCGUCAAGUCAGGCGAGAAAGGAGAACUGUAUCUCGCGAACCAGUUCCCCGCUUGGUGGCAGGAGAAAAGCGGGCGAGUCGUGGGGGAUAUAGCGAUUUACGAGAACGGCGGGGAUGGGAAGAUAGAGGUUUUGGUGGUGGUUUGGAAAGACGGGGUAGAUGUUGGGAAACUCCUCUCAAACUUGAGUAACGAUUCAGAACUCAUCAAGGCCGAAUCUCAACGCCCGCAAGCUGAGUCCGCGACGAACCUCCCGCCGGAAUGGUACCAUUUCUGGUUUUUGGGGACAUCAACCCUAUAUAGCUCUCUUUCCACUCAAGACCAUAAGAAAUGCAUCCACGCAAAACCGGACAAGAGUAUCGGGAUUCUGAUGAAAGAUCUGGAACCGACGCUUGUGUUUGAGAAGGGUGUCAAAGUGAAGUGGGAUUGGAAGAUUGAUGCGCUGCCGUCGAGGUUGAGGGAGGAUACGACGUUUAGUCAUGAUUAUUUGAGUGUUGCUUUUGAGUUUGAGAACGGGAGGGACAUAACCUACACUUGGUCCUGGGAGCUGCCUGUCGAAUAUGGUUAUUGGUGUCCCUUGCCGACCUGGGAGGCCCGCGAGUACCACGUCGUGAUCCGAUCCGGCACGACUGGUCUCGGCGAGUGGCUGCACGAAGAGCGAGAUCUCUUUGCGGAUUAUGAGAAGUAUAUUGGUCGAAAGGGUGGCGUUCCUGAGAGGAUUACGAGAGUGUGGCUGAUUUCCAACGGGGUGUUCCAGAGAUUGGAGGGAGAGAUGACGGCCGGGGAGCUCGGAAGAUGA
This is a messenger RNA of Zasmidium cellare ATCC 36951, 1143 nucleotides long. RefSeq lists its product as uncharacterized. Bases 1 to 1143 code for a protein of 380 amino acids. NCBI's taxonomy places the organism in Eukaryota, Fungi, Ascomycota, Dothideomycetes, Mycosphaerellales, Mycosphaerellaceae. The transcript has 4 exons. The record is from RefSeq and is a predicted model, not a curated record.